This is a messenger RNA of Trichomycterus rosablanca, 2020 nucleotides long. RefSeq names its product GTPase activating protein (SH3 domain) binding protein 1 (gene g3bp1). Gene Ontology annotation, cellular component: ribonucleoprotein complex; cytosol. NCBI's taxonomy places the organism in Eukaryota, Metazoa, Chordata, Actinopteri, Siluriformes, Trichomycteridae. Bases 132 to 1562 code for a protein of 476 amino acids. The transcript has 12 exons. Gene Ontology annotation, molecular function: mRNA binding. The record is from RefSeq and is a predicted model, not a curated record.
GGCGAGCACGCGUUACCAUUCUUACUCCACUCGGUGCGAGGUGCUUACAUAAAGUCACUCAGAAUUGACAUUUGCUGAACUUGCACCUAUUAUAACACCUAACCUACUGUUGGUACCAGCUGACCAAAGAAAUGGUGAUGGAGAAGCCAAGUGCCCAGCUUGUCGGGCGAGAGUUUGUCCGACAGUAUUACACACUUCUGAACCAGGCUCCCGACUACCUCCACAGGUUUUAUGGCAAGAAUUCUUCCUAUGUGCAUGGAGGCCUGGACAGUAACGGCAAACCAGCAGAGGCUGUCUAUGGCCAAUCGGAAAUUCAUAAAAAGGUAAUGGCGCUGAGCUUCCGUGAUUGUCACACAAAAAUCAGACACGUUGAUGCCCAUGCCACCCUGAAUGAAGGUGUUGUAGUUCAAGUAAUGGGAGAGCUGUCCAACAACAUGCAGCCCAUGAGGAAAUUUAUGCAGACCUUUGUGCUGGCCCCUGAGGGAACUGUUGCAAACAAGUUCUACGUACACAAUGACAUUUUCCGCUAUCAGGAUGAAGUGUUCGGGGACUCGGACUCUGAACCUCCCGAGGACUCAGAGGAGGAAGUGGAGGAGCUGGAUGAGAGAGCGAACUCUCCUGAGGUGCAGCAAGAAGUGGUGCCUACAUACUACGAGCCAACUCCUUGUGUGGAGCCUGAGGCUCCUCAGGAGGAGGUAGCUGUAACCCCAGAACCCCAACCUGAACCUGAGCUUGAGCCUGAGGCAACUGCAGUGGAACUGAAACAGGAGUCUGUAGGUCAGGCUGAGCCCCUUUCUGUGGAGAAAAGCCCCAGGGCUCCUCCUUCACCUACACCUGCCGAGACUGCACCCAUCAUGCCAGAGGAAAACCGGCCUUUCUCAUGGGCCCUAGUCACCAGUAAGAAUCUCCCCCAAGGAGGUGUGGUACCAGCAACAGGAAUUCCUCCUCAUGUAGUCAGAGCUCCAGUGAAUCAUCAGCCAGCCAGAGUGGAAGUUAAAACAGAAACCCAGACCCCAGCACAGAGACCUCAGAGAGAUCAGAGACCCCGUGACCAAAGACCAGGUCCCCCUCCACCACAGAGAGCGCCAAGACCAGUGCGGGAAGGAGAGAGCGGAGAGGCUGAGGUGAGGCGAGUGGUCAGGUACCCCGACAGCCAUCAGCUCUUUGUCGGAAACGUACCACAUGAUGUAGACAAAGCCGAACUAAAGGAGUUCUUUGAACAGUAUGGAACUGUGCUGGAGUUGAGGAUCAAUAGUGGUGGCAAAUUGCCUAACUUUGGAUUUGUUGUUUUUGAUGAUUCUGAGCCAGUACAGAAGAUCUUGAGCAACCGGCCCAUUAAACUCAGAGGCGACGUGCGUCUAAACGUGGAGGAAAAGAAAACCCGUUCAGCACGUGAAGGAGACCGGCGAGACAUCCGUCCCAGAGGCCCAGGAGGACCUAGGGACCGUAUCCCAGGCCCGAGAGGACCACCAUCUAGAGGUGGCAUGGCUCAGAAGCCAAGUUUCGGCGCCGGGCGAGGUGCAGGCUCCAGCGAGGGUCGUUAUGCAGGACCACGCCAGUGAAGCAGCUCUCGUCUCAAGUCACUGCUGAUGCAAGUCGCCCUAAGUAACUCCCAGCGUCCCUCAUCCUGUUUUCUAUGCCGCUGCAGAGUGGCAGCUCCCCAAUUAUCUGGACUUCUGGUAUUUGAGUUUGAACUUGAAUUUGUUGUAGACAAACUACUUGAAUCGUGGAAACUGAAAAACCCAGCGUUUUCUUUUAUUUUUAGCGUUCUCUCCCUGUUUCUUAAAGGAACGUGUUUUUACUGCUCGGGCAAUCCUGUGUAUUGCUAGUGCCCGCUUGUCAGGUCAAAGUUCAAGUAUGGUUUUAUUUGGAGUUGUUGCUAAGUCAGAUCAUGGUUGUGUAUGAGUGACUAGCAUGUAAAGAAUCCUGUUUGCCUUCUACUGUUGCACUUCAUCAAAAAUGACCUAUUUUAACAACUCUGCUGAUAAGAGAACAAAAUAAACUUGAUGUACUGUUUUGA